Molecule: messenger RNA, 699 nt
Organism: Cimex lectularius (bed bug)
Lineage: Eukaryota; Metazoa; Arthropoda; Insecta; Hemiptera; Cimicidae
Exons: 2
Coding region: 145-627 (160 amino acids)
Source: RefSeq, a predicted model, not a curated record
AGUUGUUUCUUUUUUUAAUUACCCUAACCGCCUAGUCUUCCGAUUCCGUUUAGUUUAUUACCGGCCGUCGCAUCGUGCGCACAUCAUUUUAUUUCCAGUCAUCAGUUUCAUUUUCCAGGAGUAUUAAACUAGAAAUCACAUAAAAUGGAAAGCGGGAAGGAAAAAGAACUUGCAUCGGAAGAGACCAUUUUCGGCUACACGCCUGAGCCAUUUUUCGACAAUCAGUUCGUACAUCCUGCGGAAGAGGGCAGCCAUUCGCCAGAGCAGAAGGAAGAGAAUGGGAAGUCGGAAUGCGACGACAUAUUUCAAAGGCUGAAACGGAGGAUCGAGCUGGCCCAGCGGAAACCCGAGGUUCCCGAGACCAUCACGAUAGACGACAGCGACGAAGACAGUACCUGCCCAGUUUGGAAACCCGGACAGUACCUGAAUAAAAUCCGCCAGAGAGAAAUAAUCAGCAGAAUGAAGUUGUCAAUGAUGAACCGUUCUUUCGAAACAAACGUGAAAAUGUUAAAGAAAAAGAUUCUUUCUGCAGUGAAGUCCGGGCCUAAACCGGGAAACGUAAAUUGUCAACUUAUAAAACUACCAAACGGGAAAAUAAUUAAAUUCCGAGUGCAUCCAAAACAAUAAUGAAAAUUGAGAGACUAAGUAGUUUUAAAUUCAGGAAUUUUAACCAUUUUAAUAAACAAAACUGGUUAUAUA